Pollicipes pollicipes is the source of this 719-nucleotide messenger RNA. RefSeq names its product cuticle protein CP14.6. Gene Ontology annotation, cellular component: chitin-based extracellular matrix. The transcript has 3 exons. Gene Ontology annotation, molecular function: structural constituent of chitin-based larval cuticle. NCBI's taxonomy places the organism in Eukaryota, Metazoa, Arthropoda, Thecostraca, Pollicipedomorpha, Pollicipedidae. The coding region runs from base 16 to 357 and encodes 113 amino acids. The record is from RefSeq and is a predicted model, not a curated record.
CGGCAGACUCGCAACAUGAAGCUCCUGAUCGUCCUGUGCCUCGCCGCUGUGGCCCUGGCCCGGCCCCAGGAUGAGAGGAACGCCGAGAUCAUCACCUACGAAAACGAGCUGAGGGAGGACCAGUCCUACGACUUCAACCUGGAAACCACCAACGGUAUUAUCCGCGAGGAGUCCGGCAUCUCGUACCCGGGUGCCGAGCCGGAGACCGGCAGCUACACCCAGUCGGGCAGCUUCGAGCACCCCCACCCGGACGGCUCGGUCACCUACCUGACCUUCAUCGCCGACGAGAACGGCUACCGGCCCGAGGGCGAUGCCAUCCCCGUGUCCAGCGGACGCGUCGACAUCCAGGACGUCUAGAGGAGCCUAGUCCGUGUGCUGUCCACUGAAGGUCAUCUGGAUGCGGUGGCGGGAAUGUGCUUUCACCAGUGCAACCAACUCCACGCAACUCAAAGAUGAUCUUUAAUACAAUCGCACACAAGAAUCUGGUCUUGCCCUCUGUGCAACGACUUCUGGUAGCCUUUCACUCAGCCAGCAUUGUACUAUCUCAUCAUUGUCUUCCGCUGCUCGUCAGCUGUUGACAUCUAUGCGCUUUUAUCUCAGGCCCCUGGGCCGAACCUUGUUCAUGCGUCCCGUUCUUUUAGGGAUGUGCUAUAUGUAGAUCAUGGUUAUAUUUCCGUUGUUUUUCAUAUGUGUUCGUGGAAUACAGCCUUUGUCUUCAA